Acanthochromis polyacanthus (spiny chromis) is the source of this 2660-nucleotide messenger RNA. RefSeq names its product putative adhesion G protein-coupled receptor E4P. The transcript has 17 exons. Gene Ontology annotation, biological process: cell surface receptor signaling pathway; adenylate cyclase-activating G protein-coupled receptor signaling pathway. The record is from RefSeq and is a predicted model, not a curated record. Gene Ontology annotation, molecular function: G protein-coupled receptor activity. The coding region runs from base 527 to 2140 and encodes 537 amino acids. NCBI's taxonomy places the organism in Eukaryota, Metazoa, Chordata, Actinopteri, Pomacentridae. Gene Ontology annotation, cellular component: membrane.
UGUCGUCCCUCCCUCAGACAUCGACGAGUGUUUCAACUCCACCAUCUGUGGCCCUGAUUCUAUCUGCACCAACACGCCUGGAGCUUAUGACUGUGCCUGUGAAAUCGGAUACGAACCGACGGAUUCACAGCAUGACCCAAACAAGACCAACAUCUGCAUCGAUAUCGAUGAAUGUGUCAAACACGUCGCCAUCUGUGGUCCUAACGCCAACUGCACAAACACAAUUGGAUCUUACACCUGCACCUGCCUCAGCGGUUAUCGGCUCAACAACCCCAGCGUGAUAGCCAGCUAUGCUAACCCAUGCACAGAUAUAGAUGAGUGCUUUGAGACUCCUGGAAUAUGUGGCAGACAAACUAUAUGCACUAACGUACCGGGCACGUUUUACUGUUCUUGUCCUGAAGGAUUCUUCCCUUCAACGGGGCUUUUGUGGAUUUUGGGCACAUCAUUCUGUGAAAACCUUCAGGACAUUCUAAAUGAGAUAGAACCCAAAGAGGGAGAGACAAAAGAAAGAGCUUUUCUGGGGCACAUGGAGCAACAACUGAUAGACAACGCUGGCAUGAUGGUGCCGGGCCCGACCGUGGCAAACAGCCUGUCGGCAUCGAUGGAAGUGUCGGGUGUUGGACCACUAGCCAGGUCGAUCACGGUGAGUAGUGAAGGAGACGGGGAGACGGGCAGCUUGAUUCUGGGCCUCUCUGACCGUUUAGUUGCUGCGAUGAUUCAGCCAGGUCAGAAGCUCAACAAGACCAACAUAAGGGGUUCAACUCUGGAUUUAAGUCUUGAAACUACCGGGCCUGGGAGUGACUUUGUGGAGAGGUCUUCUCUGUCAGCCAAAGGAAACACGAUGGAGAUCAACCUGGACGGUCUGGCCAAAAACAACAACGGUUCUGCAGCAGUCGCCUUCCUGACUCUAGAUGGGAUGGAGAGUCUUCUCAGUCACACAUACUUUCAAACAGAAAACAGGACAGAGAUGUAUUCCGACGUCAUCACCGCUAUCCUGCCCUCCGUGAACAACACCAACCUCACCGAGCCGGUCAACUUCACCAUCCAACACAGAGAGAGAAACAGGCAGGCAGAGUCUGAAGCUGGUAUGGUGACCUGUGUGUACUGGGAGGACAAAACACUGGGAGAAGGUAACGAGGCAGCAAAACAGAAGAUCAUGCGUUGGUCGGUAGAGGGCUGUGGGGUUGUGUUCACCAACGAAAACUACACCGUGUGCAGCUGCUCUCAUCUCUCCACAUUUGCCCUCAUUCUGCAGAUUGCAGAGCCUCCACCACAGAGUGACUUCUUAGAGUGGUUGAACCGGAUGUGUGUGAUUGUCGGACUGUUCUUCUUUGCGUUGGCCGUCUUCACCUUCCUCCUGUGCAGCUGGAACCCAAAAAUCAACAACACAGCUCGCCUUCACCUCUGCCUCAACCUCGGCUCGUCUCAUCUGCUACUACUGUGGAACGACAGAUAUCUGGAAGAGGAGCUGGCCUGCACUGUCAUGGCAGGACUUCUCCACUUCUUAGUUGUUGCCAGCUUUGUGUGGAUGCUGCUGGAGGCCCUGCAGCUUCAUCUGCUGGUCCGAAGGCUCUCCAAGGUGCAGGUCAUCCAGAGAGACGGUCUCCCCAGGCCGCUGCUCUACCUGAUUGGCUACGGAGUUCCGUUUGUGAUUGUGGGCGUUUCUGCGCUGAUAUACUCUGACGGAUACGGUGCUACUGAAGCACAGGCGUGCUGGCUGUCUGAAAAAAGACACUUCAACUGGGCUUUAACGGGGCCGGUGAUAACUGUCCUUGGACUUAAUUGUGUCCUGUUUGGAGCUACUUUGUGGAGUCUGAGACCUACUUUGGCCAACAUGAAAAGUGACGUCUCUCAGUCCAAAGACACAAGAGUGAUUGUGUUCAAGAUCCUGGCCCAGUUUGUUAUUCUGGGAUGUACCUGGAUUCUGGGCCUGUACCAGACAAACCUCUUCUUCCAGGUUCUCUUCAUUGUUCUCAACUCUCAGCAAGGAACCUUCCUCUUCAUCGUCCACUGCCUGCUCAACAAGGAGGUGAGAGACGAGUACAUCAAAUGGCUGACCUGUUCCUUCAACAAGCCCAGAGAAAGAGGAUCAGUGAAAGAUGUGCCGUCUGUCUCUGAGGAUGUGGACAAGGCCGACUAACAGACAGACUGAGUGGAGCAGUUCCUUGUUGUUGUUUAGCUGUCGUGCCCUUCAGCUCUGUCUGCUAUUAUUCAUCGUGGCAUUUUCUGGUUUUGAUUAGAAACAAUGGCAUUACCAUCAAUAUUGCUGUUAUUUUCCUUUAAAUGAUGCUCUGUGAGUGGCUAUUUAGGCCAUGUUUUUCUGUCAUCCAGGAACUUAAACUACAAAAUUGUACGCAUAUGUACAUGGCUUUAGGAAUCUUCUAAUAGAGAAAUCACAGUAGCAAUUACAUGUCAAAUAUUUACCUCUUCUGACUACUUUUGUAGACUUAUUUUCCAUUUCCGACUUCCUCUCAUCUGUUCUUCACUGAAUUAAUUUAUUUGUAAAAGAGGAUAGCUGUGCAUGCACUCGCUCUGUACUAUAAAGCUUCUUGCAUGACAUAUAAGCAGUAUUUUUGUGAACACGUUUGUACUUUUUGUGCACUUUGCCUGCUGGGCUUUUUGUUCUUUUAAAUCCAUAAUAAACUUGCGCUUGCUUCAGA